Molecule: messenger RNA, 1813 nt
Organism: Fragaria vesca subsp. vesca
Lineage: Eukaryota; Viridiplantae; Streptophyta; Magnoliopsida; Rosales; Rosaceae
Exons: 1
Coding region: 117-1058 (313 amino acids)
Source: RefSeq, a predicted model, not a curated record
CUCUCUCUCUCUCUCUCUCUCUCUCUCUCUCUCUCUCUCUCUCUCCCCACAGCCACAAAAGCUACUGGAACCCCACUAUUAUACUCCAAUCUCCUCCUCCUCCUCUGCCAAAAGCCAUGUUUGAGGACUCUGUUGUAUCCGCCCUGCCCUCAAUUUGGGCCUCCAUGAACAGCUGGCUAACCCCAACUGUUCUCUUCGUCCUCCUCAACCUCAUGAUUGGCACCAUCGCCAUUGCCUCCAGCUUAGGCACCCAGAAGCACCACGACCAAGACCCACACAACCAACACGAACACCAACACCAUCAAGGCUUGGUAAGAUCUGCCUCUGUUUUGCAGCGCUUCAAAUCCAUCAACUUCUACUCCUACAGAUCUCAAGAGCCCACCACGAACUCUGAAAAGGCCCCUGAUUCCGACACCCAUGAAGUCGAAGAGCUCAAACUCGUCAGAUCUCCUUCCAUCUUGCAGCGUCUCCAGUCCAUCAAGUUCCAGUUCCACUUCCCCAGAGAGCCUAUCCCUCAACAGCCCCGAGACUUCGUACUUCCGGAACCGGAAACCGAAGCGCAUUACGCUUCUUACGACCACUCUCCUGAAGACGAAUCUUCCGAACAUGAAGAAGACGAAUCUUCCGAACAUGAAGAAGCCGAAGCCGAAGAGAUGGAGCUGGAUGAAGACCAGUUCGGAACCCAGGAAGACGAAGCGGAAGACCAGACGCUGGACGAGAUUUACCGCCAGCUACAGCAAGAGCACCACGUCAGCAGGACAACCUCCGACACCAUGCCGGCAUCCGGCGAGGUGCCCGCGAAGCUGCCGAAGAAGAUGAAGAAGUCGGCGAGCGCCAAGUCGGCAUUUGGUCACUUCGCGGCGCAGGAAAUCGUGGAGAGCCGCAGGCCGGCGACGGUGAGGGAUAAGAAGGCGAAGAAGGCGGAUCAUGAGGACGAUGAGGAGGUGGAUGCGAAAGCCGAUGACUUCAUCAACAGGUUCAAGCAACAGCUCAAGCUGCAGAGGAUCGACUCGAUCAUUAGGUACAAGGACAUGAUCAGCAGAGGCAGCGACAAGUGAUUAUCAUUCUUGCAAGCAAACUGGGAAGUUAUUAUUUACUGGGUUUUUGAUUAAAUUUCGUGUUGGUUUUGGGGAAGAAGAAGAUGAUUUCUUUAAGAUUUUUAUUAGCAGGAGUUCUUGAAUGUAAUCAUUGUAAUGUAGAUCUACUAGUCUCUCACCACUGCUGCUAGCUGCUGCAGCGGUUAUUUUUGUUUGUUCAGAUAUGCCCUUUGUUAUGUGUUCUAUUUACGGUUGGCCGCCCUUCGUUCGUGAGGGGGUAUCUGGGUAAUUUGAAUGAAUGAUCUGCGUCUCUUUUGUGAACGGUUAGCUGGAGGGGGUGGAGUGUGUCGCAGAGUGAGAUUAUAAGCUGGAAUUGCUCACAGUCCACAAGAAUUUUCCAGAUUUUCUUUUUGUUUACGAGUCGGUGGGGUAAUUGGGUCUAAUCACUACGUUGGAUUUCGCUAUCGCCGAGCUUAUCCGUAUCUGAAGGAGGAUUGGUCGUGUUCCACGUAGGGGGUAUUGUUGUGAUACUCAUAGCAACACCGAUUGGCAUACGACAGUGUGUCGUAUGACUUGCUGCUUCUUCGUCUUCUGAAAUUUUGCAUCUCUAUUUGUUAGGACUAAAAAGACUGUUAAAUAAGAAGUUCAGUUUGGUUAGUACCAUAUUUGGUGUCAGAAUUUAGUUUCUUUAUUUAGAUUUAUGUUGUUUGUAUUUGUUUGGAUGAUUUCUAACUAUUUGAUUGAAUAUAAUCUAAAAUCGUCAUAUCAUCUUUAUG